AUGGAGGCCUCCCGCUCGCGGAGCGCGCCUGCGCUCCCCCACGCCUACAACCUGCGACAGUACAGCACCGAGCGCGGGCGCCUCGCCCAGGCAGCGCCAGGCGCGGCGGAGGUCAAGCUUGUCCACCCGCUGAGCCAGAUCGACCUGGUGGGCGGCAACGGCCGUUGGAGACAGAAGAGGGCGAAGGAGCAGUGGGUCAUCGACCAGGCCGAGGCGGAAAAGCAGCGGCGGGAGCAACAGAUCCUCGAGGACCCCGAGGAGGUUCAGCGAAAUUUGGGCGCCAAUCUCGGUCUCUGGAGGAACGCCCUCCGUACACUGAGCGGCACUCAUUACAUCUACAUUUGCAUGCGCAGGUGCACCGCGUAG
This is a messenger RNA of Prorocentrum cordatum, 366 nucleotides long. NCBI's taxonomy places the organism in Eukaryota, Dinophyceae, Prorocentrales, Prorocentraceae. The record is from the annotation of a GenBank genome assembly.